AUGUCCGAAUACCAGUACUCUGACAUAAUAUUUGAUAUCAAGGGCAAGAUUGGGAUCAUCCAGUUCAAUCGCCCUAAAAGUCUUAAUUCGUUCGGUGGAAACCUCAUUGUCGAUACUCUCCACGCUCUACGCGUACUCGACAAUCAUCCUGAUACAGUCGUGACCGUCAUCACGGCGGUAGGCCGGUUCUUUUCGUCAGGGGCAGAUGUGAAAGCUGAGGCGAGUCAAUGCACGCCUGACUACGAUUCUGACGCGGUGAAGAAGCUCGGCGUUCUCCAAAAGAUCAAUCCGUCUAUUCAGUUGAUUAGCUCGAUGAUACAGCACCGCAAAGUCCUUGUGCUCGCGAUGAAUGGGCCUGCGGUCGGUGGAGGUGCUGCCUGGUUUCAAGGCGUGGCGGACAUUGUUCUGGCGUCGACCACAACUUGGCUACAGUGUCCGUUCUCUGCUCUCGCCCUGGUUCCCGAAUUCGGAUCUGCAUCUACUUUCCCCCAGAGUAUUGGAGUGCAUCGGGCAAACGAUAUCCUGAUGUUUGGACGCAAGGUCUCUGUGGACGAGCUACUGCAGUGGGGCAUGGUCAAUCGAGUGAUUGACCACGAGGGAUUUCACGCCGAGGUGGUGCGCUAUUUGCAGGAACAGCUAGAGAUCAACGAUGGAAAAUCAAUGAUGGAGCACAAGAGAUUGAUGAACGCCCCUUUAAGGAGCAGAAGGCUACUAGCUCUGUACGAAGCAGCCGAUGCAGUGGCUGAGAGGUUUGUUGAGGGUGCACCAGCACAACGCUUUGCAGAAAAGAGUCGACUUCUGAAUGGUAAAAAAUGCCUUGAAAGAACCUUUAUCGACCAAUGGCUGAUUGGUGACACAGAAAAGUCAGAGAGGUGGUCGAAGCUUUAG
Molecule: messenger RNA, 888 nt
Organism: Exophiala aquamarina CBS 119918
Lineage: Eukaryota; Fungi; Ascomycota; Eurotiomycetes; Chaetothyriales; Herpotrichiellaceae
Exons: 3
Coding region: 1-888 (295 amino acids)
Biological process (GO): fatty acid beta-oxidation
Cellular component (GO): peroxisomal matrix
Source: RefSeq, a predicted model, not a curated record